Raphanus sativus (radish) is the source of this 1881-nucleotide messenger RNA. RefSeq names its product serine/threonine-protein kinase GRIK2. The transcript is spliced from 13 exons. Lineage: Eukaryota; Viridiplantae; Streptophyta; Magnoliopsida; Brassicales; Brassicaceae. Gene Ontology annotation, cellular component: cytoplasm. Gene Ontology annotation, biological process: intracellular signal transduction; protein phosphorylation. The record is from RefSeq and is a predicted model, not a curated record. Gene Ontology annotation, molecular function: protein serine/threonine kinase activity; ATP binding. Bases 416 to 1654 code for a protein of 412 amino acids.
CAAUAUUAAAAGAGGAAACAGAAAAGGGCAGAGAAUCAAAAGCCCUCUUCUUUUGUGUCCGUCUAAUCUAAUCUUCCACGCACCCACGACUCUCAGAGAAAUAGUCAAUCCUCGUCCCUCUUCUCCAUCGAAAUAAGGAGAAUUGAAUAAAUAUGCAGUCAACGAGUUGCUGCUGAAGGAGAAACUCAGAUCAAAUUUAAGACUUGCAGCUUUGUUAGAUAGAGACAUGUUGUGUUUGGAAUGGAGUUGUUAUGAUGACAUCUCAACUAGUUUUGCACAUCUCGCUGAGUGGCAUCCUCUCGAAUCGUUAAACUUCUCCUAACCCCUCUUUUUUUCUUAACUCCCUCGUGGUUUCUUCAGUUUUUUUUUUAAUACAUUUUCAGUUAGUUUAAUUGUUUUGUUUCUUUGGGGAGAAAUGUUUCGUGAUAGUCUUUGGUUUUCCCGUACCAUUGGUUGCUUUGGAUGCUUUGGUUCUACUUCGACUAGAACCCCACAAUCCCCUGAGCGUCCUCCACUCAAACCUGAUACACCUUCAUCUACUACUGAUGAGGCUACUAGCAGUUCCAGAAGCGAUGAUGAUGAUCAAGAAGAAGAAGAAGAAGAAGUGGUAGAGCAGAAGAGCCGCUCUAAACGAUCUGACGAAAUUUUGAAGUUUAGAUUGGAUCAUGGAUUGAUCUGCAGGCAGGUUCCUGUGAAAGUAACUAAUCAACUUAUCCGUGGAGAGGAUGAAGAUGGCAACAAGAUGAUCAAUGAGUAUGUUCGCGAGUGUAAAAUUGGAUCUGGUAGCUAUGGCAAAGUGGUUUUAUAUCGAAGCUCUGUUGAUGGCCAACCUUAUGCUAUCAAGGCGUUUCACAAGUCGCAGUUAUUAAGGCUAAGGGUUGCACCUUCAGAGACUGCUAUGAAUGAUGUUCUUCGUGAGGUCAUGAUUAUGAAAAUUUUGGAGCAUCCUAACAUUGUUAAUCUCAUUGAGGUGAUAGACGAUCCUGAAACUGAUCACUUUUACAUGGUUCUCGAAUACAUUGAUGGAAAAUGGGUUUAUGACGGUUCUGGACCGCCCGGUGCUCUCGGGGAGAAAACCGCUAGAAAGUAUCUGCGGGAUAUAGUUGCUGGCCUCAUGUACCUUCAUGCUCAUAAUGUGAUUCACGGGGACAUCAAACCUGACAAUCUGAUGGUUACUAGUAGCGGUACAGUGAAAAUAGGAGACUUCAGUGUCAGCCAAGUGUUCAAGGAUGAUGAUGAUCAGCUGCGUCGAUCUCCUGGGACUCCAGUGUUCACUGCUCCAGAAUGUUGUUUAGUAUCAGGUAUAACCUAUAGUGGCAGAGCUGCUGAUACAUGGGCAGUGGGAGUUACUUUGUAUUAUAUGAUACUGGGACAAUAUCCGUUUCUUGCUGAUACUCUUCAGGACACCUACGACAAGAUUGUUAACAACCCUUUGAUACUUCCGGAUGGAUUGAAUCCUCUUUUAAGAGACUUGAUGGAAGGUCUCCUUUGCAAAAAUCCGAGCGAGAGAAUGACACUGAAGAAGGUGUCGGAGCAUCCUUGGUUCCUUGGAGAAGACGGGCAUGUUGUUGAGUAUUUUUGUUGCUGCAAACGCAAGUCUGCCUUAAAAGUUGAACAUGAAGAAGUUAAUGGGAUGUUGAAGUCUCAGACCUAGCUAAAAACUCUGGAAGCUUUUUGAUCGUUUUAAAAAAUGUACAAGGUUGAAGAAUAUUAGAAUAUAGAUGCAGGAAAACGUUAACAUCAGGCUAUAUAGCAUCUCCUUAACAGUACAAGUUUGCAAAUUUUCUGUCAUUGCUUAUUCCUUUUCUUUGAUAGUUGUCAUGUUAUUAUCUGUUGUUUUGUAAGUUUUCGAAUAAAUAUGACUGAAAAUACUUUUUAAUU